AUGAAGCUGCUUGUUUGUUGCCUCCUAGCCAUCACCUGUUGUGUUUUGGCGAAUGUAGACAAGGUCGAGAGAAUAAUGAAGCUGACUGAAGUACUAAAGGAGUUAAGACAACUGAACAAAAGUGUGGAGCACAACGGCGUGAUGUUGAACACUCCUACCCUGGAUAUAGAGGAGUGCUGUUUCCUAUCUGCCUUGGAGUGCUUCCAGAAGAUGGUACCUCGUCUCAACGCCAAACUAAAGAAAUUGCAGCGUAAAGUUAUCAAAAACCUCAGCCCACUGACUUUUAGAGGUGUGGACUCCUGCAGUCGGGAGGAGAGAGAGAACAAAGUCUGCCAAGGAUGUGAUUCCUACCCAAUGAAGGACAGCAGGGAAUUUGUACAACAGUUGGAAUCUCUUCUUCAACAGACCGAGCCCGCCUCAGCACAGCACGACCAGACCAGGCCCACCACAGCUCUACUAAACCCGAGCCAUCACAUCACAGCACAGCACAACCAGACCCGGCCCAUCACAGCACAACUCUACCAGACCCGGACCAUCACAGCUAGUUUUGGUAACCCUCCCUACUCCCAUCCCCAGGACAGGCCUGAGACACUCCUGCCCCAACCAUGCAACAGGAGCCACACCAAGGCCUCCUGUGCACACCCAGAAUGGAGCAUUGGCAGCCACUCCGGUCCACUGCAGCAGCUCCACUCCUUUGGAGGGAGCUUCAUCCGGGUGGACUGA
Salvelinus sp. IW2-2015 is the source of this 723-nucleotide messenger RNA. NCBI's taxonomy places the organism in Eukaryota, Metazoa, Chordata, Actinopteri, Salmoniformes, Salmonidae. The record is from RefSeq and is a predicted model, not a curated record.